AUGCGAUGGGUCCGGAGUUCAAAUCCCGAUCGGGAUGGUGGACAUCCCGAACGUAUCCAUCCGGAUCAAACUGCCAAUGGGUAUGACAUUCGAUCGGAUGUGUGGAGCUUCGGUAUAACCAUGGUCGAAUUGGCCACGGGUGAAUUCCCCUAUCCAAAGUGGGAUUCAGUGUUUCAGCUCCUUACCUACGUCCUGAAAAAUGAUCCACCAAGCGUUCCCGAACGCCUACCGAGACCAGGCGGCGAUAUUGUUAUCGAUCCGGCCGUAGAACCUGAUAACUGGGAAUUCUCUCCGGAAUUUCGUGAUUUUGUUAAUCAGUGCUUGCGGCGUGAUUUCCACGAGAGACCUAAAUAUCAGGCUUUAAAGUCGCAUCCAUUUUUCCGCCGUGCUCUAGCUGACCCGGUCAACGUGAGCAAAUAUUUUACUGCUGUGCUCAGCAAGAUUCCCCCUAAUACCAGAUUGGAAGAUCUAGUGGACACUAACGAAUGGUAG
Echinostoma caproni is the source of this 492-nucleotide messenger RNA. Lineage: Eukaryota; Metazoa; Platyhelminthes; Trematoda; Plagiorchiida; Echinostomatidae. The record is from the annotation of a GenBank genome assembly.